AUGUCCAGCAGGGUGGAUGUAUGGGACGUGCAGCGCGCCAAGGAUGUCAAGCUCGACUGCGGCUUCCGCCGCCAGCCGCUCACCGAGAAGUACGAACUCGGCUGCGCUCUCGGCGAGGGCGGCUUCGGCGUCGUGCGCAUCGUGCGCGCGCGCGACUCGGGCACAGAGUUCGCCUGCAAGACCAUCCGCAAGCGCCUCGACGUCCCCAACCUUGCGGCGGCGAAGCAGCAGCAGCACCUUGACAACAUCAAGCGUGAGGUCGCAAUCCUGCGCAAGCUGCGCGGUACACUCAACGUCGUCUAUCUGGAGGAGGCCUACGAGGACGACGAGGACGUGCACAUAGUGCAGGAGCUCUGCCGCGGCGGGGAGCUGUUCCACCGCAUCGGGCGGCGCCACUACAGCGAGCAGACGGUGGCGUCAUUCAUGCGCGCGGUGCUGCGGACGCUGGCGCAGUGCGCCGCAAACCGCAUCCUGCAUCGCGACAUCAAGCCGGGGAACUUCAUGCUGCUGACGGAGGCAGAUGACUCACCUCUCAAGGCCAUUGACUUUGGCCUGGCGGUGUUCUUUGACCCCAAGCAGCUGCCCCGCACUGACCUGGGGCUGGAGGGCACACCCUGGUACAUGGCCCCCGAGGCGCUCUCCUCCGCCGUGGAGCCCGUGAGUGACGUCUGGGCCGCGGGCGUGAUGGCCUACCAGCUGCUGAGCGGCAAGUUCCCCUUUGACGACUGGCAGCACCCGGAGGCGCCCAGCCUGUCGCUGGUGUGGCGCAGCGUGCUGACGGAGGUGCCGCGGUUCAGCGGGAAGAGCUGGGAGGGCAUCAGCGACGCCGCCAAGGCGUUCUGCAGGAGGGUCCUGGUCAAGGACCCCCGCAAGCGCCCCAGCGCGCGCGAGGCGCUGCAGGACCCCUGGCUGCUGGGCAACGUGAAGCAGCGCUCGCGGGGCGCGCAGCUCAGCAGCGUGGUGCAGCGGCUGCAGCGCUACAACCAGCAGAACGUGUUCAAGCGCACAGCGCGCUGCCUUUUUGUGCGCACCCUGGACAGCGCGGCCCAGUACGCGGGACCCUUCGCGCCGCCGCUUUCAAUUUGUCCAUGA
Monoraphidium neglectum is the source of this 1092-nucleotide messenger RNA. RefSeq lists its product as hypothetical. The transcript has 7 exons. The coding region runs from base 1 to 1092 and encodes 363 amino acids. Gene Ontology annotation, biological process: peptidyl-serine phosphorylation; intracellular signal transduction; protein autophosphorylation. The record is from RefSeq and is a predicted model, not a curated record. Gene Ontology annotation, cellular component: cytoplasm; nucleus. Lineage: Eukaryota; Viridiplantae; Chlorophyta; Chlorophyceae; Sphaeropleales; Selenastraceae. Gene Ontology annotation, molecular function: calcium/calmodulin-dependent protein kinase activity; calcium-dependent protein serine/threonine kinase activity; calmodulin binding.